UUCUAAUGAUGUCUAAUCCUUGCUCAUUUUCAGAGACCCCAUUUCGUCUUUUCAAGCACCGUAUCCAAAACACCAGAGUGAAUGGAGCCCAGGCUAGUGUUCCAAGGACGGCAUCUCCUCAGAUCACCCAGCUGAUCCUGAGCCUCGUGUCCCAGUGCAAACACAAAGGAGGGAUGACCAUGGCUGAGCUCAAACACACUCUGGCCUCAGAAGGGUAUGAUGUCGCCAAGAACAACAAGCAUGUGACGGUGAUGGCUAAACAACUGCUCGACAACGGCAAUCUGGUGCAACACAAACGCAAUAAGCUGUCUGAAACAACUCCUCAGAAGAUGACUCCGAUAAAGAAAGAUGCUCCGAAAGCGCUGUCAACAAAAACACUGCCUCAGCAAGCCAAGCCAAAGUCGAACACAGUUACAAGCAAAACCCCCCUCAAAAAACGGACACGAGCCAGAAGAACCCUUAAAACCACUUCACCGGAGAGCAAACGAUCGAAAAGCAUCAAGCGAGAAGUCAAAUCACAAACUGGGACGCAGAAGAGAAGAGCGAAGACCACCAAAGGGAGACCCAAACUAAAGGCCACCAAGAAACUCAGGGUAGUGUCAACGAAGAGGACAGUUAAAACGCCCAAAAGUCAAAACCCACGCAAGACCCAGAAAAGCGAAACAGCCAAGCCAAAACAUACAUCACAGGAAAGGUCAUCAGAAAAACAACUAAGCCAAGGACAACGUAAAGUUACAAGGAACGGGUGCUAUUAUUAGAGCUUCAGACAUCUAAUAAAUUUCCAUUUAUCUUUUUUAUUCAUGGAGAGCCCGAUGAGAGCACCAGACUGUCAAUAAUUACAGCUACUAAUUACAAUUACAGUAAUGUUAUGGGUUAAAAAAUUAUUUCUGAUUGAUAUGGGUUAUCGUCAUUCACAAAACAUAACUUGUAUUCAAUGACUAUUAGUCUAUUUUUCCUAAUAUUGCAAAGGAAUCCAUAUAAAUCAAAUGCUCACACCACUCAUUAAGAAAGUAUUAUUUUAUAUGUGAAAAGAAAUAAAAAUAGAUAUUGAUAUUAAUGGUGGCCAAUCACCAUUAUAGAAACACACUUGCAUUAGGAAAAAGUCCACUGUAUAGAUAUUUUAACACCAGUCCAGGAGUUGUAUUUUGUCAUAAGACUCCCCAUACUUCUUCAAAGGCUGAGCACAUCUUUGCACAGGUCAGUGCUGCAGACAGAGGGUAGUUACUGAUGGAAACUGUCUUUUCUGUGUAAUCCACGUUCACCUGGAAGAGAAAGAAACAACGGUGUAAAUAAGGUACAAGUGGCUAAAACAACAAUCAUAUCUAGAUGUGUUACAACUUUUUAAUGCAUAAAUCACUUUGUUUUGUUCUGUGUAUAGCACUAUAUGACACGCAUUCUUGUCAAUUUGGCACUGAAAAAAUAAUUUUAAUAAAAUGAAUUAACUAUGA
Boleophthalmus pectinirostris (great blue-spotted mudskipper) is the source of this 1448-nucleotide messenger RNA. RefSeq names its product histone H1-like. Lineage: Eukaryota; Metazoa; Chordata; Actinopteri; Gobiiformes; Gobiidae. The record is from RefSeq and is a predicted model, not a curated record. The transcript is spliced from 2 exons. The coding region runs from base 6 to 758 and encodes 250 amino acids.